Molecule: messenger RNA, 1384 nt
Organism: Euleptes europaea (tarantolino)
Lineage: Eukaryota; Metazoa; Chordata; Lepidosauria; Squamata; Sphaerodactylidae
Gene: DNAJB6
Product: DnaJ heat shock protein family (Hsp40) member B6
Exons: 7
Coding region: 13-732 (239 amino acids)
Biological process (GO): positive regulation of proteasomal ubiquitin-dependent protein catabolic process; protein refolding
Cellular component (GO): nucleus; endoplasmic reticulum membrane; cytosol
Molecular function (GO): protein folding chaperone; Hsp70 protein binding; ATPase activator activity
Source: RefSeq, a predicted model, not a curated record
GAAAUAUAAAACAUGGUGGAUUAUUAUGAAGUUCUAGGAGUGCAUAGGCAUGCUUCACAAGAAGACAUCAAAAAAGCGUACCGUAAACUAGCAUUGAAGUGGCACCCUGAUAAAAAUCCAGAUAACAAAGAAGAAGCAGAGAGGCAGUUUAAACAACUAGCUGAGGCGUAUGAGGUCCUGUCAGAUGCUAAAAAACGUGACAUCUAUGACAGAUAUGGAAAAGAAGGAUUAAAUGGAGGAGGUGGAAGCCAUUAUGACAGUCCAUUUGAAUAUGGUUUUACAUUCCGAAACCCAGAGGAUGUCUUCAGGGAGUUUUUUGGUGGAAGGGACCCAUUUUCAUUUGACUUCUUUGAAGACCCUUUUGAUGACUUUUUCGGUAACAGACGAGGGACACGUGGAAACAGAAACCGAGGUGGCGGAUCCUUUUUCUCUGCCUUUGGUGGAUUCCCUGCCUUUGGGAGUGGAUUUUCUUCAUUUGAUACAGGUUUUACUUCUUUUGGUUCUUUGGGACAUGGGGGCCUUACUUCAUUCUCCUCAACAUCAUUUGGUGGCAGUGGCAUGGGUAACUUCAAAUCAGUAUCGACUUCGACUAAAAUAGUGAAUGGCAGAAAAAUUACUACGAAGAGAAUUGUUGAGAAUGGACAAGAGAGAGUAGAAGUUGAAGAAGAUGGCCAGUUAAAGUCUUUAACAAUAAAUGGUAAGGAGCAGCUGCUACGCUUGGAUAACAAGUAAUUCAACGCACGCAUUUAACAGAAAUUUUAAGCUGUAACAAGCACCCUUUGAGGAUUAACAGGAACAUUUUUUUGAAGAUUUCAGACGAACUCUUUCAUUAUACCUGUACGUAAUCUAAAGUAUUUAUAAGUAGCUCAUCGGAGCUCAUGAUACUGUCAGACUUUUGCGUUAAUUGCUGGGACCACAUGAAUAGGACCAUUUUUUGUCCUUAAAAUUGUUGUAAAUUUCUGUGUGCACUUUGCUUUUUAUUAAACAUGAUUCUAGGUAACAGUGAUCUGCAUUAGUGCUAGGGCAGAAUUGUAAACUAACACUAGCAUGAAUCCUUCUUUUUGUUUUUUGUUUUUUUGUUUUGAUAUGUGAGCCAACUAGUAGUUUACAUCUACUGUGAAGUUAACAUUUCCAAGGCAAAUUUAAUUUCAAGCUUUCGGUAUUUAGUAGUGAAUAAUGUUAAUAUGUUACUGAUGGUGCAUUUCUGGUUUAAACAAAUUAAGGAUGUUUUCUAGUUGUGCAUGAAUGCUGGCUAUAGUAAGUUUUGACAUUUAAAUGUAUAAUGUUAAGCCUAGGCUAACAAGUUGAAUCUAGUAAGCUUGGGUAUUUUGUCAUUUUGCUAAAACGUUCAAAAUGAAUAAAUUCUGAUGUUUGUGGUGCAUUC